Oncorhynchus kisutch (coho salmon) is the source of this 2114-nucleotide messenger RNA. Its product is annotated as C-X-C chemokine receptor type 1. The record is from RefSeq and is a predicted model, not a curated record. The coding region runs from base 639 to 1718 and encodes 359 amino acids. Lineage: Eukaryota; Metazoa; Chordata; Actinopteri; Salmoniformes; Salmonidae. Gene Ontology annotation, cellular component: external side of plasma membrane; membrane. Gene Ontology annotation, biological process: neutrophil chemotaxis; calcium-mediated signaling; positive regulation of cytosolic calcium ion concentration. Gene Ontology annotation, molecular function: C-C chemokine receptor activity; C-C chemokine binding; C-X-C chemokine receptor activity. The transcript has 3 exons.
UGAGUGCAGUCUUAGUGCCUGCAUCUGUCUGUGGUGGUAAAAAAACAGCCACAUAAACUAUAGCUUAAAACUCUCUAGGCAAGUAGUGUGGCUUGCAAUUUAUCACAAUAUACUCUACUUCAGGCGAGCAAAAUCUAGAGACUUCCUUAGACUUCCUUAGACAGCACCAGCUGUUGUUAACAAAUAUGCACAGACCGCCCCCCCCCCCUGUCUUACGUCUAUCUUGCCAGUUUAGAGUAUAUCCUGCUAGCUGAAUAUCCAUGUCGUCAUUCAGCCACGGUUCCGUGAAACAUAGGAUAUGACCGUUUUUGAAGACCUGUUGGUAGGAUAUUCGUGAUUGUACUUUAUUUAUUGUCUAAUUUAUUGUCCAAUGAUUGCACGUUGGCGAGUAGUAUUAACGGUGACAGCAGCUUUCCCACUCGCCUUAUCCGGGUCCUGACCAGGCAUCCGGUCCUUUGUCCUCUGUACCAGCGUCGCUUCCUCUUGCAAAUAACGAUGGUGUUUGGAGAAUGUACUGUGCGCCCUCCUUGUAGAAAAAGCUUUGUCUAACCAGAGGAUGUCUUGACACUUCCAUCCCAGCUGUGAUAUCUUUAAAACAGUGGCAAUCUCUCUUCAUUAACAUAGAGCUGGAUGCAAAGAUGACAGAGGUCCUGGACUAUGAUUAUAAGCCAGACUAUGACUAUAAAUCAGCCAAUGACUCCUAUUACUUCAACAUCACAUCCUUUGACCUGAACUUUAACACAUUGUCCUGUGCAGCUCAGCCCCUUUCUCCCGGUGCCGUCAUAUUCCUUUGUGUCCUUCACAUCGCCAUCUUCCUAUUGGCUGUUCCUGGUAACCUACUUGUGUGGCUCGUGAUUAGCUUCAGUCAACAGUCCCUAACCCCAUCCGACAUCUACCUGUUUCACCUGACUGUAGCUGACGGGCUGCUGGCUCUGACCCUGCCCUUCUGGGCCGCUGCCACGCUCCACGGAUGGAUCUUUGGUGACUUCCUGUGUAAGUUCCUCAGCCUGGUUAUGGAGGCUAGCUUCUACAUCAGCAUCCUAUUCCUGGUGUGUAUCAGUGUCGACCGCUACCUGGUGAUCGUUCGCCCUGCCAAGUCCCGUAAGGGCCGCCGAAGGGCCUGCAGAUGGUACGCCUGCACCUUCAUCUGGGCUUUGGGGGGCACCCUCUCUCUCCCUGCCCUCUUCAAGGACGCCUUCACGCCCCAGAGCGGUGGUCCUACGAGGUGUGCUGAGCACUUCGACGUCAGCAGCGCCACCCACUGGCGGCUCGCUACUCGCGUCCUACGCCACAUCCUAGGGUUCCUGCUCCCACUAGUCAUCAUGGUGGCGUGCUACAGCAUCACCGUGGCCCGGUUGCUGCAGACGAGCGGCUUACAGAAGCACAGGGCCAUGCGGGUCAUCAUUGCCGUGGUGUUCGCCUUCCUCCUGUGCUGGACGCCGUUACACAUGACGGUGAUGGCCGACACCCUGAUGAGGGCCAAGCUGGUGCACUUCGACUGUGCUAAGAGGAACAGGGUGGACCUGGCCCUCCAGGUCACCCACAGCCUGGCCCUGGGCCACAGCUUUGUUAACCCAGUGCUGUAUGCCUUCGUGGGGGAGAAGUUCAGGGGGAACCUGGGUGCCCUGGUCAGGAAGUCACGAGGACCAGAGAGGGGGUCGUCGUCUCGAUUUAGCAGGUCCACAUCCCAGACCUCAGAAGGUAAUGGACUGUUAUGAUUGAUCUGAUAGUUUGUCCCCACAUUACUUGGAAUCAGGGUUGGGGUCAAUUCCAUUUAAAUUCCACUCAAUUCAAGAAGCACUCUAAAAUUCCAAUUCCAAUGCUUUUCAAUGAGGACAUUUUUUAAAACGAAAUUUGGUUCACUUUCUGAACUGACUGGAAUUGACUCUAACCCUGCUUUGAAUAACUUAUAAGAUUGUCCCUUUGUAACAUAUUGUAACCUAACAUUCCUUGCCUGACAUUGCAUAUGUGCUGGCACUAUCAGGCUGCAGACUCAGAUCCUGUAUGUAUGUGAUCUUUAAUGUCCCUCCAUAUACUAUUGCCCCUGGUGUCUGUACAUGUAUAUAAUGCCCUCUGUUGUCUGUUGUAUUAGGUAAUAAAUACCCUGUGCUGUU